Messenger RNA from Rhopilema esculentum, 3947 nucleotides. Its product is annotated as serine incorporator 1-like. Lineage: Eukaryota; Metazoa; Cnidaria; Scyphozoa; Rhizostomeae; Rhizostomatidae. The record is from RefSeq and is a predicted model, not a curated record. Gene Ontology annotation, cellular component: membrane.
GUUCUUAGCAAAGUUAUUACUUAGGAGUUAAUGCAAGCUAAGUGAGAGUAUGAAAUUUGCAUAGUCAAACUUUAUUUGAAUGCCUUAUUUAAAUACGUGCUUCAUAUAAGUGUGUUCUCUAUGGAAUUUGCCACACGCAACGCUCUUUGUUCUCAACCUGAUCUUUCGUCCGAAGAGCUGGUUGCCAAAGUUAAUUUCUGAACAGUGUGAUUUGCUUCUAAAGAAGAGAUAUUUAUAUAUCUUGGGUUCAGGUAUCAAGCAGCUGUAGCCGGAAUAUAAACAAGUAAGGGUUUUUUGACGGAUAAAAGUGAAUGGUGAUGUAUUAAUCCUUGCAACACACAAUAAGAUGGCAAGGAUUUCCAUUUGCUGUUUUUGCUGGCCUUGUGGGAAACUAUGGAAGUGCCUUGGAUUCAAGCCAAUACCCCGUUCUAAGAUAACACGCUCCAUAUAUGCCAUAUACUUAUUGACUUUGACGAUCAUAUCAAUAAUACUUCUAACUCCAAAAGCGAUGGCUGCUAUACUAACACAACGAGUAUGUGCGAGACUUGGACACAAAACAUGCGAGAUUCUUCAUGGACCAGCUCCAGUCUACAGGAUAUUUAUGGCAAUUAGCGGUGUGCAUCUGCUUAUGUCAAUACUGCUUAUUGGUGUAACACACGCGAACCAGAGAAGAUCGUAUUUGCAAAACCAUUUCUGGAUUUUGAAGAUUGGCGUUAUCUUGGCUUGCACGAUUGCUUUCAUCUUUUACCCGAAAACUUCUUACACUGGCGAGAUCUGGCACUUCUUUGGACUUAAUUCCGCCUUUGCUUACAUCAUUCUACAAUUUAUUCUUCUUGUAGACAUCGUGCAUGCAUUCAAUACUCGAAUUGUCAGGCUAAUAGAGGCGAGUGAUUCAGUUUCGCGCUCAGUUCAUCUGUAUCUUAUACUUUGGGUUCCAACGACACUACUUUAUAUAAUGUCAAUAAUUGCAACAAUUAUGCUUCUUAAAACCUAUGGCUUGAGACAGGAGUGCAGUAACAAUACGUUUUUCAUUUCCUUCCAUGUCUACAUGUGCCUCUCAGCAACAUUCAUCUCAAUAAACCCUAUAGUGCAAAAAGCUCGUCCGAAAUCUGGAUUACUUCAGUCAUCCGUCGUGACGUCAUAUAGUACCUACAUACUGUGGAUCACACUGUCAAAUGAGCCAGACGAACGCUGCAAUUUAAACAGGGAAUACAUCUACCCGAUGGAUCCUUUGAAAAAUGUACAGAUAAUAGUAGGACUGGUUCUUACUCUAACGAUUCUUUUCAUAUUUUGCAUUAGAAAAGUGAAUUUUCCUCAGUACGGAAACACAGUUCCGCCUCAGCUGGAGUCGCUGCUGCAGGAAUCGCUUGAAGCAGCGGAUUAUUCAAAUGACAACAGUGGAUCUGUUGUAGAAGAUGAAGCAUACGGAGUUGAAUGCAGCUACUCCUUCUUCCACGCGGUGAUGUGCCUUGCUGCAUUGUACAUUAUGAUGACAUUGACAUGUUGGUAUAGGCCGGAAGAGGGGGAGCACCACUCCGUCAAGCUCAUAGCUGGAUGGGGGGCAAUCUGGAUCAAACUAUGCAGCGGAAUAUUCAGUGUUUUCACGUACAUCUGGACAUUAAUCGCGCCAGUGAUUUUCCCAAGAUCGUACAAGGACCUUGUAUUCUAUGAUUUACUGUUUGCUAUAACAUAAUUAACAAUCAUAAAAUGUCAUUUUUUAAAUAAAUAUCUGAAUAUGAAUCUUACCAAUACAAUCAUUUUGCGGAUACAGGAAAAAUAGAAUCAAAUCGUUUUUUUCUAAUGAUAUAAUUCUUUUUAAAUUCAUAUAAACAUUAAAAUACACAUAGAAAAUGUUUGCCACUAUAUUACCUCGAGAAGUAUUGAGUAAGCAUAUUCAGGUAGUCAUCACCAUGAUCAUUAGAUUCUAAAUACAUCUGCUUAUUAUGCAUUUUGGAGGGCUAUUAAAGGGAAGUAGCAUGGAAUUGAAAUAGGGAGGAUCGUGGCAAUGUGGGGUUACAUUUACCAAGCAUGUAGAAGGCGGAGCAAUACCACACUGAUCUAUUCCGACAGGAGUCCCUGAUGUCAACUGACAACGAGUAAUUUUGAAGACAGUAACGUUUCUCAAACAACAUUUUUAUUGUUUUCAGAUGUUUUCAUGUUUUCAGAAGUCAACAUGACAUCCCAAAAAUGGAAUUCUUAAAAGACGUUUUGUAACAAAUAGAGGAAAUUAUUCAUAUCUAUUCGCUAAAGGUUGCCAUCAAAUUACACAAGAUGAAAGCCAUACAAUAAAAUGUCAGGCUACAAUACUUAAAGGGCGCAUGUCCUAGGUGCACCCAGGCACUAAUGUCCCACAGAAAGCUUUCUGCUUUGGAUAGCUUACUUGGAGAGCUAAAGCAAGAAGCGGAGACUAUAUAAUGGAACGAGGAGGCAAAAGGUUAACUGGGGGCUAAUCAUGCUAAAAACCAAAAAUAAGGGCAAUUUUUGUAUGUUUUUAGUACAUUUUGACUAAGCUUCCUCGUCUCCCCGUUUCGCAGUCCCUGUUCUCGAUAUAAUGCUACUAAAAAGACUAGCUAAACAGAGACUUGCCACGCAACAGAUUGGAAGAAUAAGAGAUGAUUUUAAUGUUAUAUCAGAAGCAUAGCAAAGCUAGUAAACAAAUUGGCUAACAAACUGAAGAAGAUAAAAGUUUGUUAUCACUUCUAUUUCUUCUAGAGCGAUCUGGAAGAAACUUGAUUUCGCAUAAGAAAAACUCGUCCCCAUAUUUAUCAUUGCUGUAAAGCGUGUUUUGACAGAGCAGCAAAUACUGCUCCCUUGCUUUGAAUGUUCUAAACGUUAAACAUGCCGACCGUCUACUGCUUAGCACAAUCUUUUCACCGAUAUCUGUGUACAAGAUGUAGCCUUGCUUUCUGGCCGGUCCUAGUUUUUUCUUUACUUUGACCAAGCAUAAUCCCAAUUCCUCGAAAACUGCACUUGCCUCAUAAGGAACGAUAUGUUUGAAAUUCUUGCGAUGCCAAGAUCGAAUAUCGUAGUUGUAGACAACAAAUUCCACGCAUGAAACUUGCUUCACUCCAUUAACUCGUAUUAAGCCUUUGCUCGAUUUCACUUGCAUUCUCACUGUUGAACUCACGCACUCAGAAAUUUCGCGACAAUGAUGGGUAGCAGUCGAAUGUACAACACUGGGCAUGUGCUCUAGUUGAUGCAUAGCAAUAAAUACAAUCCGCCAGAAGUGUUUAACUAACAUCUCUUUGAACGGCUUUCCACCAAAGUACUUUGAUAGCCAAUAGUGAUUUCGAUUCAAGUUGACAUUGAAGAGAUUGGGGUUUUCAAAUGUGCGAGAACAAAGCAUUUUCCAAACGAUGUUAUUAAAACUAAGUAUUUCUUGCAGUCUUGCAGGUUUUUGCAAACGAUAAAAUAUCUUCGACACAUAAAAAGCGAAAAAUAUCAUAGAUCCAAAUACUUAACGGGAUUUUGAAUAGAUCUUUAUCUCUUUGAAUGCUUUCCUCGCCAAGUCCAUCGCAGUCCACCGAGUUAAAGAUAGCUUCCAUCAUACUCAGCUUAUGCUUGGCAAAAGUAAUUCCCUCUCCGACUUCGUAUACUGGAUGCCUUUUGUACCAAAAAAGAACAAACGGGUUACUGAUAUCUUCCCGUGAGUGCGGAAUGAAUAUCCUGUAAAGUUUAGAAGGCGAAUUUUCUGACGAAGAAUUGAGCAUUUCACACGGCAAUUUCAAACAGAAGCAGUUCGAAAGUGUUCGAAUUAAAAGUUCGACAAACGACAAAUCUAUCGCUUUUAGUCUCUAUACUAUUUGAUUUUUCGAAAAAGCACUCUGGGGAAUUUAAUGUAAUUUGAUGUGUAAUUUUGACCAAAAUUUAGUACGAAUUUAUUUGAAAUUAUCUACCCAUCAUUAUGAAACAUUCGAAACGGAACCGAGGCCAACAAAAUGGCAGCG